Saccostrea cuccullata (small rock oyster) is the source of this 512-nucleotide messenger RNA. RefSeq lists its product as uncharacterized. Lineage: Eukaryota; Metazoa; Mollusca; Bivalvia; Ostreida; Ostreidae. The record is from RefSeq and is a predicted model, not a curated record. The transcript is spliced from 4 exons. The coding region runs from base 141 to 479 and encodes 112 amino acids.
AAAAAGAAUUAAGUAACUGUGUAAAGGACAAUAAGAUUUCAUGUAAAUCACCAAGAACACUCACUAUAGACACAACCGUAAGUGCUGGAGGCUUCUUAUGUUCGGAGGGAAAGCAAGGAUUUAUUGAAAUUUUCCAAUGUAUGAUGACCAAAUUUGUAGUUAAUCAAACAGCUAUACUGUCCUGUUUCAAAUUUAUUCCACAACUUAUUGAAAAGCGAGACAGCAAAACAGGUUCUGAUGCUUCUGAUGAAAUUUGCAGAAUAUCAGAAAAAGUUACAAGUUGUAUGGACAUUAAAGCAAAAGAACUGUGUGGUGAGAAGUCAGUGCCAUUCGUUCGCUCUUAUUUACAAGCUACAAUCAAACCAUUAAUGAGAGGUGUCACAUGCAACAAUGGUCAGACAACAAUUAAACAACAGUGGACAUCUGUAAUGAUAUUUGUUACUUUGAUAAUUUGUUUAUAUAAUAUAUUUUAUGAAUGAUUUUUGACAAAAUUUUAUAGAAAUAAAUAAAAU